AUGUUCAAAUUGUUAAUCUUUACGUGCUUCCUCGCUCUAGCCGCAGCCAAGCCCGGUGUGCUUUCAGUUGCCUACACCGCACCAGUAGCGGCGGCUUACACUGCACCCGUGGCUGCAGCCUACACUUCACCUCUUACCUACGCGACCUAUUCCGCCUACGCCGCGCCUGUAGCGGCUUACUCCCCUUACACAUACGCUGCGCCAUACUCUACGUACUCGUACUACUUACGUCGUUAA
Messenger RNA from Parnassius apollo (apollo), 237 nucleotides. NCBI's taxonomy places the organism in Eukaryota, Metazoa, Arthropoda, Insecta, Lepidoptera, Papilionidae. The record is from the annotation of a GenBank genome assembly.